AUGUCCGCAUUGAUGCGAUCCUCGGUGCAGCCUGUUGUCAAAGCGUUGGCCAGCCGCAGCAACGUCUCCGUGAACACAUGCCGUCACUUUCUGUGGUACGGUAACAAGAAGGAGGUCCGCUUUCCGAAAGACAUUGACCACGCCACUGGCGAGGAACGUCUGGUUCGUCUGGCCAUCGCUAAGGGCAUCAAAGAUCCUUUUGACAUCCAAGAACAGGUCCGCGGCCCAGGCACUAAAGAAAAUCCCAAUAUUAUUCAAACCUUUGAAGGCACCCGAUUGAUUGGCUGCAAGUGUGAGGAAGAAUCGACGACCAUCAAGUACAUGUGGCUGCACUUGGAUGAACCUAAACGAUGCGAAUGUGGAUUCUGGUUCAAAGCGGUUCCUGCCCGCAAGUUCUGGGAAGAAGUUGCCGGCCAAUAA
Messenger RNA from Rhagoletis zephyria (snowberry fruit fly), 420 nucleotides. Lineage: Eukaryota; Metazoa; Arthropoda; Insecta; Diptera; Tephritidae. The record is from RefSeq and is a predicted model, not a curated record.